AGUACUCUAAAAUCCCCGUAUAAGAGGGAAAAAACUAGUAGACCAUGACAUUGUGCAUGUAUCGGUACAGUACCCGCACCGGUAUUAAUAGGUUACCUGCGUCCUUGUGAUUGUUGGAUCCAUUCUCUGCCUGGAAAGCGACUGGAUCGUCGCUCAAACUCGUAGAGAUGUUGUUGACAGGACCCUCGCCCUUGAUCCACCAAGUGACUUCCGGCUUUGGUCCAGUGGACUGCUCCCAAGUCGGCCUCAUACUGUUUGGCAACCGUCCAAUUGUGUGUGGCAUUGUACGGAAAGGGGUCGUUCCGAUUGUUGACGAGACAUACCGCGGCCUUCUUUCGUGUGUAUUUGAUUCCGGUGGCAUUGAAAAUCCCAUAAUGCAUCCCCUCGUUGUAUCGAUCCUUGGAAGGAAAGGUGUGUGAGUAUCCAUUUUUGAGUGCUUCGGGACCCGUCAUUAAGACCAAUUUGGGUCUUGAGAUGUCCGGCAUUUCCAAGAGUCGUUGGAAAAUUGUCAGCAUGGAGUGGUAGGUGGCCGGAUGUCCCGGUGAUGUGGCAAAACACCACUGGGAAGGCCGGGUAUUGUCAUCGCUAAAGGAGAAGAAAUCGACAUGCUGUGGGAUGAGAUCUUCAGUGAAUUGUUCGGUUGGAAUUUCGUCCAGGUCUACGUAUAAUCCGCCUUUUUGGGUGGAUUGAUUUGAUUGGUUGAAAAAGCACGGGAUGAAUGAAAUGAAACGAAGUGCACGCAUGAGGAAAUGAUGACGUUGGCAAGGGGGGUACACAUAGGUACUUGUUAAUGAUGUACUCACCAAAUCGGUAGAGGACCAAUUGUCUCCAGAUGUCAAUGAGCAUGGCAUUGCGCAUUUUGACACACUGUAGAACUUUGGCCAAUUCAGGGAACUCAGGCCAGAACUCUUGUUGCAUCAUUUUGGCAACGGAAUAGUCAUCAUGGUAGAAAAUGCUGUAAUUGGGAAAUAGUUUCUUCCAUCGUUGAAUGGAAACCGCUUGAAGGUGGUGCAAACAACGACCCUUGUUGGGUCCAUGGUGUGGAUCAUCGUGGAUCCAUGUCAGAUGGAGAAUGCGUGGAAUUUUGCGUUUGUUGUGUUGGUAGGACCAAGCAUCGAAUUGGUCUGUUUCUUCCUUGUUGGCAUUGUCUUGAUCCUGUUGGAGCAGGAUGCGAUCAUCGAUGAGGACAAAGGGCCAUGUACAAUUGUGAUGCUGUUGAUGAUUCUGAGCACUUUCUCUGGAGAGUUGUAAUAGACUGAGCUUUUGCAGUGGUGGUGAGUAGAAGUUCUUGUCACUCUUGGCAAGCUCAUCUUGUGUUUUGGAUGUUGUUGUGACUGCCCCCCAGGAAGAUGACACGAAUGUGGACAUGUUUUGCAUAUUGGCAAUUUGGAGUCCCUUCAUCCACCCCGCCAUGGAGCGCUUUUCUGAAAACAGAUGGAUCCCCAGCAGGAUGCAGACAAUCAGUGGAAGUGUCCCCAUCCCAAUGGAAUUACAGUCACAACUGCUGCCCGUGCCUGUACACGAUGAUGUAAUGCCAUUGUCAGUUUUCUUGUUGCCUCGCCUCAGUAAUCGGGAUUUUGAAUUCUUCAUUCUAUCAAUCUAUCCUCAAAAUAUAUCUUUUACUAACUGACUGAUGAGAUACAUGCUCAACCAAUCAAGCAGUCAAUCAUUGGACUGUAUGACCAAACAAAAUAUUAGGGAAGGUAACAACACGCUUUCUUGCUCUUUUGCGUGAAUGACCCAAAAUGACCAAAAAGGUUUGGUAGUCUAGUUUUGAUUUGAAUUUAUUUUUCUCCGCAUGACUUCUUUGGGUGUCUGAGAAGAUCUGCAUUCAUUCAAGGGUGACUUUUAAUCAAACCGCUCUGUUGUUUUAUUAAAUCACACCACGUGCACCAGCCAAAACCCAAACGGAAGGAUGCGAGAGGACCACCCAGAUGACCUUUCAGUUCGGUUUUGCGGGGAUUGAAUGAAACCAUUCUUUCACCUCUAAUCACUCCCUCACUCACUUGGACGCCGCGCCUUCACUCUCACACAACAUCUCCACUCCACCAAAUAAAUCACCACAUACAUACCCAAAGAAGUCAAACACAAACAAUACAAAGUUUCUCUUUCCCAUUAACAACAACAACUAACACAUCAUCAUACAUCAUCAUCAUGGUCAAUACCCGACAUUCCGACACCAGCAGCAGCAGCAGCAGCCCAAGCAAGAAGAAGGAGACGGUCACCAAAUGGAUGAACAAGAUUCAAGUGACGGCCGUUCCUCGUCGGAUCCAAAAGUACGCUCCGCGAGCCAAUAACACCAAGUUUCGCAAAACCAAGAGCACCAAUGAAGAAUCCGUCCAAGUCUUCAAGAUGCUGACGGGUGUCCUCUACCUGUAUCGUGGCCAAAAUCCACGCGCCGAGUUUGUCCGGAAGGUGUGAUUGAUGAGACAACAAACAAGAUACGAUCGAUAGAUGGGGGUAAUCAAACAAACAGCAACACUUACUUACUUACAACAACAACAACAACAACAAGAGAAGAGAAGAGACUGCGGAGGAAGGAAGAAGUGGUUUCUCUUGUUUGAUUUCAUUUUGGAUUCGAUUCAAUAAUCAUUUUGGUGGGUUUGAGAGGAGAUGACAACGCCAAGGGGCUUGGCUUGGCACCUUCCUACAUCCAGCACUGUACUUCAACAACAACGACAAUCAUCAUUCAUUCAUUCUUUCUUUAGACGACAGUUAACAAUAAUCUAAUACAUAUAAGUUAUGGUGAACCAUUUC
Molecule: messenger RNA, 2757 nt
Organism: Seminavis robusta
Lineage: Eukaryota; Bacillariophyta; Bacillariophyceae; Naviculales; Naviculaceae
Source: the annotation of a GenBank genome assembly